This is a messenger RNA of Saccostrea echinata, 573 nucleotides long. RefSeq lists its product as uncharacterized. Lineage: Eukaryota; Metazoa; Mollusca; Bivalvia; Ostreida; Ostreidae. Bases 33 to 308 code for a protein of 91 amino acids. The transcript has 4 exons. The record is from RefSeq and is a predicted model, not a curated record.
UCGUCCAGAACUCACCCAACAAGCCAGCAGCCAUGAGUCCAUCACGUAGCCACAUCCUGGUUUGUCUGCUCGUCAUUGUUCAACAAAGUCUGGUCCAGGGCUGUGACUCAGACAGCCAGUGUCCGGACGGAUAUCACUGCUGCACGGGUACCGACUGGUGUUGUUCGUCUGGAUACGUAUGUACCGGAACUGCCACCUGCUUAUCCAUAGGGAUAAUCGUCGGACCUAUCGUCGCUGUCGUAAUUAUCAUCGCUCUUAUCGUUCUGUGGUGUUACAGACGACGCAGAGUGACCUACAAUCAGAUUUGAUGCUCAUGACAUCACAAGUUUGGUAGUGACAUCAUCACUUAGAUCUUCCACCUUCAUCCUUCACCAUUUAAUACACCUCGUUCAGUAUUGUAAUUCGUUACUGAUGACAUCACAAGUUUGGUAGUGACAUCAUCACACAAGAUCUUCCACCUUCAUUCUUCUCCAUUUAACACACCUCAUGCACUCAGCAUUGUAAUUUGUUACUGAUGCAGAUACUAGUAUAUGCAUUAUAACUUUGAUGUUAAAUAAAAUGUUCAAUAUUUUU